AUGGGCAGCUGCGCGAGUCCGGGCAGGGUGGCGGAGUGGCAGCAGCUGGUGCGACGACUGAAGCCCACGGCCGUGGUUGCGAAAGACGGCUCCGGCGACUACCGCACCGUCCAGGCACGUGCCUCGGCCCCAUUCGUUGUCGCGUUGUCGCCCUCGUCGUGCCUCACACCGAGCAUCCCUCUCCCGCAAUUAAGCCGUGCUACGCCUGUAGCCUGCACCUCCCCCCUCUGUUACUUCGUUCCCCUCUUCUCAUUCCGUCUGUACGCUCCCAGAGGGGACCCUCUGCUGCAUUCCCCUUCUUCGUUGCACCAUAACAGCCUUUCGCACCCAAUUUUCCUCACCCAAACCCUUCCCUCCCGAUCUCCGCGAGAACAGGCGGCAGUGACGGCGGCGAGGGAGGGAGCGGUGAUCUACAUCAAGGCGGGGCGGUACGAGGAGCAGGUGCGAGUCGGCGUGCGACGACUCACCCUCCUGGGCGACGGGCCCAGUCGCACAAUUCUGUCGUUCAAUCGCAGCCAGGCUGGGCACGGGGCGUCGCUCACUGAUUCGGCCGUGCUAGGAGUGCAGAUGUCGGGGUUGGUGGCAAUGGGGAUAGCAGUGGAGAACACGGCAGGGGUAGCUGGCAUGCAGGCAGUGGCGCUACUCGUCAAUGCGGACCGCUCCGCAUUCUACCAGUGCAGAUUCUCGGGCUACCAGGACACGGUGUUCGCGUGGGGCAAGCGGCAGUACUACCACAACUGCACCAUUGAGGGCAGCGUGGACUUCAUAUUCGGCUACGCCUCCGCCGUGUUUGACCGCUGCCGCCUGCGCGUGCGCAAGGGCCGCAACCAGAGCUACAUUGCAGCCUCGGGCCGAGCCUUGGCGAAUGAUACGGGUGGCUUUGUGUUUAUAGAUUCAAGAGUUGAAACUGCUGGAGCGACCCGAAUAGCUCUCGCACGGCCGUGGGGGAUGUGUGCCCGCACGAUCUACAUCCGGACGUAUCUUGACUCGAACACGAGCAUUUGUUCGCGCAAUUUUCCACCACCGUACGCACUGCGUAUCGCCACCAUGGCUACCGUCGACGCCGAGCUUUUCCAGCAGAAAGACAAGAAUCCGCUUGUGCUACUCGGCGCGUUCACAACGGCAGCGGUGCUGGUGGCGGGGCUAGCGUCGUUCAAGCAGGGCAACGACCGACGCAGCCAGAUGCUCAUGCGCGCGCGCGUGGUGGCGCAGGGCGGCACGGUGGCGCUGAUGCUGGGGACCAUCGGAGUGGACGGGUUCCAAGAGCGCAUGCACAACUUCUCGCAAAAAUUCCUCUCUCCUCCCUCAAAAGGAAACCCAAGCUCGCAACCCUAA
Molecule: messenger RNA, 1335 nt
Organism: Closterium sp. NIES-65
Lineage: Eukaryota; Viridiplantae; Streptophyta; Zygnematophyceae; Desmidiales; Closteriaceae
Source: the annotation of a GenBank genome assembly